Molecule: messenger RNA, 1194 nt
Organism: Penicillium chermesinum
Lineage: Eukaryota; Fungi; Ascomycota; Eurotiomycetes; Eurotiales; Aspergillaceae
Product: enoyl-[acyl-carrier-protein] reductase
Exons: 3
Coding region: 1-1194 (397 amino acids)
Biological process (GO): fatty acid metabolic process
Cellular component (GO): mitochondrion
Molecular function (GO): trans-2-enoyl-CoA reductase (NADPH) activity
Source: RefSeq, a predicted model, not a curated record
AUGUUUUCGCGCAGCACCUUGAAAGCCGCUGCUCAGAGUAGCAGGCACUCUGCAUUUGCCUCAUCAAUCCUGUUCUCCGGCAAAGCUCCGCGCGUUAGCUUGCUUCCCGAUGGCCGAAGGUCCAUCUCCAUGUACGGCUACACACAAGCCAAAGCUCUGGUCUACUCGAAAUACGGCGAGCCAAAGGAUGUUCUCAGACUGCACAAGCACUCCAUCUCCGCCCCGCAUGGAACACAAGUGAACCUUCGCCUCCUCACAGCGCCAAUGAACCCGGCCGAUGUCAACCAGAUCCAAGGCCCGGCAGCCGUGGGCGGUAAUGAAGGCGCAUUCGAAGUGAUUUCCACAGGCGCGGGUGUCAAGAACCUCAGCAAAGGCGACUGGGUGAUUAUGAAACGGACUGGACAGGGCACUUGGCGAACACACGCACAGCUAGACGAGUCGCAGCUCAUUCGUAUUGAGGACAAGGAAGGUCUGACACCUCUGCAGGUUGGCACCGUCAGUGUUAACCCUGUUACUGCCUACCGCAUGAUCCGUGACUUCUGUCAAUGGGACAUGAUGCGGACGGGUGAGGAGUGGCUGAUUCAGAAUGGGGCUAACAGCGGUGUCGGUCGUGCUGCCAUCCAGCUAGGUCGCGAAUGGGGUAUCAAGACCUUGAAUGUCAUCCGUCAGCGCAAUUCUCCAGAAGAGACCGAUGCAAUGAAGCAAGAGCUCAAGGACCUCGGUGCCACUGCUGUUGUUACUGAAGAGGAGCUCCUGUCCGGCGGCUUCCGGGAUAUGGUCAAAGAAAUCACCCGCCAGGGUCGCGAGCCUAUUCGUCUGGCUCUGAACUGUGUCGGUGGAAAGAAUGCCACCGCGCUGGCUAAGACACUGGCGCCCGACUCACAUAUGGUCACCUACGGUGCUAUGUCAAAGCAGCCGGUCGCUUUGCCAUCGGGCUUGCUCAUCUUCAAGAACCUUGCCUUCGACGGUUUCUGGGUCAGUAGGUGGGGCGAUAAGAACCCUCAACUUAAAGAAAACACCAUCAAGGAUGUCUUACAGCUUACUCGGGCGGGCCGUUUCAAGGAUAUUCCUGUAGAUGAUGUCAAGUGGAAUUGGAACACAGAAGGCCCAGUGUUGGCUGAGAGCGUCCAAGGCACUCUCGGAGGAUUUCGCAGCGGCAAGGGUGUGUUUACAUUUACCGGCGGGGAUGAGUAG